This is a messenger RNA of Medicago truncatula (barrel medic), 794 nucleotides long. Its product is annotated as 16 kDa phloem protein 2. NCBI's taxonomy places the organism in Eukaryota, Viridiplantae, Streptophyta, Magnoliopsida, Fabales, Fabaceae. The transcript has 5 exons. The record is from RefSeq and is a predicted model, not a curated record. The coding region runs from base 155 to 601 and encodes 148 amino acids.
AGGAAAAAAAGUUGGAUCCAAUCAAACUCAAUUUAAUACUAUAUAUACACUGAUUCAGGCAUUUUUUUGGUACAGUGAAUUCAAUCUUUUAGAGAUAAUCAUAAUCUAGAAUCAAAAGCUCUUAACCAUUUAGAAUUUUUGAAAUCAGAGAAAGAUGCCUCGUGGAACGCUUGAAGUUGUUUUGAUCAGUGCUAAAGGCCUUGAAGACAAUGAUUUUCUCUCUAGCAUAGAUCCUUAUGUGAUCCUCACUUACAGGGCACAGGAGCACAAGAGUACUGUGCAAGAAGGUGCUGGAUCCAACCCUCAAUGGAAUGAGACAUUUCUUUUCACUGUUUCUGACACUGCUUAUGAGCUCAAUCUAAAGAUAAUGGAAAAGGACAACUAUAGUGCUGAUGAUAAUCUUGGAGAAGUAAUAAUUCCUUUAGAGACAGUGAUUCAAGAGGGUAGCGUUCCAGAGAAUUCUUACAAACUUGUGAAAGAUGAAAAAUAUUGUGGAGAGGUUAAGGUUGCUCUCACUUUUACACCUGAGAGAAACUACGAACGGAGUUACAAUCAAGAGGAGGAGACCGGAGGAUGGAAACAAUCGGCUAGGGACUUUUGAAGUGAAUGAAGGAUAUUUACAUAUCUCCUCCCAAAUCAAGAAUUACUUCUAUGAAAGAAGACCAAAAAUGUAUCUUUAGGGAUUUUAAUCUCUGUAUUUGCUGGUGUGUGAUGAUCUGAUAAAAUUCUGUUUUUCCUUUUGACAUAAACUAUGUUAUGCUGCUGAAAUAAUAUUUUAAUUUUAUGCACUAAAA